UUAACAGGGGCAGCAUACCUCUUUGAGGAUGAGUCACCACGUUGUGAAGAGUCAGAAAAGUCUGGAUUGACUGUGAGGCAACAGUACACCCUCAUAUCCACUCUGUAGACAGUGAUCUGGGAAGAUGAGCUCAGAAAACAAGUGAGCUAUAUUGACAUGUCAGAGCACAGAGUGAAAUUGAAAGUUUUUCUCUCAGUCUGUGUGGGAGUGCUGUGGGUGUCCUCGGGGGCUUUCUCAGCUCUGCUAGGGGGAUGAGCUUCAACUGCCGCUGUGGUUUUGUGCCGCUCAUAUGACGUUCUCUUGGCGAAGUGGAAAAUUUGAUAACUUUCCUGUUUCUGGCCUACACAAACAAGUGUGAUAUGGUGUUUUUAUCACUUAGAGUUGAUCAUUCAGUACAUAUGAGAGGCCCCACUUUUAUGUGUUGCUGUGUCAGUCCUGGUUGAGACAUACAGUUCAUACAUUAGUUGGUGUUUGUUUAGUUUCCACAGUUACACAACACUUGUGGCUGGCCCUCUUAAGCACCUACAAAAAAAUGUUAAAUAAUUGACCACAUACAACAGAUGACAUUCCAUGUCCACAAUAGGCACCAUGUGUCAGAGAUGUUGGUCAUUUGUUUAAAAGAAAUACUGCAUUUAUUGAAAAUUUGAAAUCUGAAUCCCCAUCAGUAUUAUUUUCUGCUUCUCAUCUUAAUCCGGUCUCUGGGACUGCUCAUCUGUGAUUGUGGUUUCUGGUCUAUGCCAGUCUCCUCUCUGUAGUCUACUUUUAGUACAAGUGGUUUCAGAAGAUUAUUACUGUGACUAUAUCUGGAGUAAAUGCAUAAAACAGCUAACGAAUUAACGUGAGACGGCAGGAAGUGAAGUGUUGUUACCCAGUCAAUUGGUGCUCAAUAAUUUACUGUGAUCCCAAAUCAAAGCCACUGUGUGAACAGGGGAUUAGCGCGCGCUCCCGUCGCUUUGAAAAAGGGGGAGCGCGCUCGCGGCAUUUAAAGCCGUCAGGUCCCUGCGUCACUACUACACGCUUGUCGCGGGCGUGAGUUGAGUUUACAUUCAGGGCACGGAGUGAAAACACGCACUAAUACACACUCCGAGCGGCCGAACACACACGCGUUGCAGGGGAACGACGGGAUAAUGGCGUCUGCGAGUGUGGUGGGGCAGCACCCGGGUCCGCACAGGCUGGACUCGGAACCGCCGCUCCUCUUCUUCAAACUGCUCGGCGGCGGGAAUAAGAAGCUGCCGAGGAAGUCGUCAUGGGAGAAGCUGAUGUCCAGGAGAAGCUCAGGGAGCAGCGGGGAGUCCGGGUCCGUCACUACUGAAGGGGAAUCGGCCGCUCACCCCUCGUCUCCGGGAACAGCGGGAGACGCGGCGGCGAGAGGAGGAGUGAUGCCCGGUGAAGGAUGCGGAGCUCCGGCCGCCCCUGCUGCGCCACGUAGCCCUGACCGGGACAGACGGGAGGGCAGCUCGGGCUGCGACAGGCGCACCGCAACCGGGACUCGGCGAAGUGGAGCCGGGCACAUCACCGGUGACGGCAACUGCUACGUCCACUGUGACUCAAGCCGUAACACAGGUGGUCGGAGGGCGACUUCACUCAAGACUUCGGGCGUCAAUGACAUGCGUAGCGGGUCGGUUACGAAUGGACACAAAGGAGCGCACCGGCACCGGGACGCGCCACACGGGAGGCGAGACACCUGGAGCGGAGACAGCAGACACCGGAGCGUCUCCUCCGCCGUGCAGGUACCAGGGGAGAGCAGCGGCCUCCGACUGGAGCGGGUCACACAGGGAAGGACCGGAGUCGUCAAGCUGGCCCGCCCUGAGCCUCACCGCAGGGAGGCCUGGUCCAUCUUCCCCCAGGGGACGGACCCCCGGGUGAGGGCAGAGAAGGGCGAAGGACACAAGUUCGAGGCCAAACCCGUUACGCAGGAUUUUUGUGACGCCUGUAGCCGCCAGAUCACCGCACCGGCACUCAAGUGUCAAAACUGCAGCUACACCUGCCACCUGGAGUGCGAGAGCCGGGUCCGACUGGACUGCAACCAGCGGGACAGAGAGCCUGAACAAACCCCGUCUCCCAGAAGCCACUGCUCCUCCAUAGCCCCUCAACACAAGAAGGCUGAAGCAAAGGAGGAAGAGGAUGAAGGAACAAAGGACCUGUCAGAGGAAGAGGUGCGGACAAGGAUAGAUGAAUAUAACGCUCAAAUCUCUGAAAAUGGCAUGACACUGGCUACAGAUGGAUCCUACACAGGCUUCAUUAAGGUCCACCUGAGGCUCAGUCGACCAGUCACAGUCCCCGCUGUAGAGGCUGUGGGCUCAGAGGGAGCGUCCAGGCCAACGGGAAGCCACAACCAGGCACCGUCAGAGGGCCAGGCAGUGACAGACUGUGCGCCAAGCGAAAAGAGAACGUCGUUCUACCUACCAUGCGACUGUGUGAAGCAGCUCCACAUCAGCUCUCUGACCACCACCAGAGAGGUCAUCCAGGGCUUGCUGAAGAAGUUCAUGGUGUUGGACAAUCCCCGCAAGUUUGCGUUGUACAGGCAGACGCACCGUGACGGACAGGAUUUGUUCCAGAAACUUCCUCUGUGUGAGCGACCUCUUCUGCUGAGGUUGAUAGCAGGGCCUGACCCCGACCACCUCAGCUUUGUCCUCAAGGAAAAUGAGACUGGAGAGGUGGAGUGGCAUGCAUUCUCUGUCCCCGAGCUACAAAACUUCCUGGUAAUCCUGGAAAAAGAGGAGGCGGAGCGUGUCCGGGCAGUGGAGCAUAAAUACACCAUGUACCGACAGAAACUCCAACGGGCUAUACAACAACAUGACCCCUGACCCCCCUCACCUAUUACCUUACAACCUCAACCCAGGGGGAGACUGACCCCUUCGACCCCAUCAAGACCCGUGAUCUAAUCAGAGACUGGAGCGGGAGCUGAGCUUGUCUCCACCUACCACACGUAUACCCAAACAUACAGUACCCCCAGACACAGAUGCAUACCCUUUCUCAGGACACAUACAAGCCCCGCCCACCCUCCACAACCACCCUCCACACAUCCACUCCCUGAGGAGAGAAUCAGGGGUUUUGAAAGCGACGUGAUUGGCUCCAGCGUGUGUGGUCUGCUAGCUGAUUGGGAAAAUAGUGUUUUCGUUGCCAUGGACACACACACAGAAAGAAAGAUCACAGCAAGAUCUGAAACUCUGACUUGAAAUCUUUGGACUGAUAUUAACCAAUGGUGUUUUUAAAGAUUCCUUCUUCUUCUGCUACUGCUGCUGCUGCUACUGCAAGUGUUACUUAUGCAUGAGUCUCUCUCAGCUCAUCUCCCCUGCACAUAGAGUUAGAAGUAAAACAGAAGGCAUGGUUACUUUUCUUGGCAUCCCUUUGGGAUGGAUGGACAAUCACACUCUUUUUUUUUCUUGGAAUUGAUGUGUAAGGUUAUCACCAGAUGUAUUACGUUAUUUUCUGUUGGAAUACAAGAUGUGUGGAUUUUAUGAUGGAAGAGUUCGGGGUUGGAGGCAGAAGGCUGUGUUUUUGCUUCAGAUGCUAAAACCAGAAGAAAAGGAAAAGAUAAGAAAGCGAGAUCCAUUCUCUGAUUUCUCUCAGGGAGCACGUGUUGAGCAGAGAUAUAACAAACAAAAAAAAAACCUAAAGGAGGAAACAAACAGAAUCCCAUCUUUACACCAUGACAUCUGAGCUUUCCUUUUCCAACAUCUGCUCUCACAGACAGAAAGUUCAAUCUGACCCAGUUACCAAACCUUACUUCUUCUCAAAUGUGAGCUGUGAUUUCAUCCUCCCUCCCUUGCAUGGACUGUACUUGCAGAAGAAGCCCACUGAGUUAGACAAUCCAUAUACCUUUACAGACUUUACACUUUAUUGUGAAGACCGCUGUGAUCAUAUAUGGGCUGUGUUUGAAUGUGAGAGGGUUUUUCAACCAAAGCUUAGAGGGACAGAUAUAUUGAGAGGACUUUAAAGGGAUCUGAAAGUGAUGUAUGUAAAAAUAAAGAUUAAAAAAAUGAGCAGCUUCUGUUUUUGCACAUGUAGAUGCAGGUCACUGAAUGGCUCUUUUAUCCCCCCUUCAACUUUCCACCCAUAAAAAAAGUCAUAAAACAUAUAUAUGAAAAUUCAUGAUAAUGGCUAUGAUGUACCAAUGAUGUGUUUGCCAUGCAUAUGUAUUAUGUAGACACUGGAAAAAGAGUGACAAAGUUUAACUUUGUUGUUAUUCUGAUGAAUAUGAAUAUUCUUUUGGUAUCAUUCCUACUGGUUAAUGCGUGUGUGUCUGUGUGUGUGUGCGCGCGCGCUCAUCUAGGACUGUGAGGAUGAUAUGAGUAGUGUUUCAUACUGAGUGUGUCAUCAGCUCUCCCUCAUCGGGCCUCACGUGUUCAGUAUUAAAACAUGCAGUGACUGCACAUGUAACAUAGUUCAUUAAAACUGCAAAAUGGGGUUGUUUCGGAGAAGAUAUUUGGCGUGCAUGCAUCAUAAAAUGAGCGCAUUUUAACCAAAGCAUUUACUGUCAACAUCUUCCACACACACAUUUUAUUUGGUAUGACAUAAAUACUGAUAAAUGAGGCCCCUUGUCCAUAAGCACAUGCUUCUCAUUAAACCCAAAACCUACUUUGUUUUUUUAACACCGCCACCCAAAACCCAGGCUGUUCCUGCUGGCAGUGCCUUUUGUUUCAUGUGCCCCUGUGUUUCAAUGUAAGGUGUGAGUAAGCACGCAGGUGCCUGAGAGUGUAUGUCAGGAUUCUUUUGCAUAGUGUGCAAAUCUGUGUUUCUCGGGUGGUGCUGUAUAUGUAACUUUUCUUUUUUCCCCUUAACUUUUGACACAUUUGUCUUUCCAACAAACCCUCUGUGUGUGUGAGUGGGUUUGUGUGUGUGUGUGUGUGUAUGUGUGAAAUGCGUGUUAUUUAUUUCAUGGUCCACCUCAUUCAUAUGAUAUAAUGUUGAGGAUGUUGAGACUUGAUGCUUUUUUGCAGUUUAUUUGUUUUAAUUGAAGAAGUGUGUAUAAAUAUAGCAGUAGAACUGUACAGAAUAACAAAAUGAAAUAAAAAGGUCAUCCCCUUUACUGAAAUGUU
Acanthopagrus latus (yellowfin seabream) is the source of this 5042-nucleotide messenger RNA. RefSeq names its product Ras association domain family member 5 (gene rassf5). The transcript is spliced from 6 exons. Gene Ontology annotation, cellular component: nucleus. Gene Ontology annotation, biological process: signal transduction. NCBI's taxonomy places the organism in Eukaryota, Metazoa, Chordata, Actinopteri, Spariformes, Sparidae. Bases 1128 to 2807 code for a protein of 559 amino acids. The record is from RefSeq and is a predicted model, not a curated record.